ACCACGCCCCCUUCCGUUCCACCAAGAGGAAACUACCAGAUUAAGUUGCGGAUGUGAUGCAAUCACCUCUAAGGACGUUUUUCUACGCCUUACAACUAGUUAAUUUAGAAUUAUCGCCUUGGAUUUUAUGAAAACAGCAACUGAAUACCAAUAGUAGCUGCGUUAUUGUUUACUUUCAAUCUGUACUCGCGUCCCUAGAGCUGUCUUCCUCGCAUGCUAACGUUAGCCUAGCUUCCGUUGUCAGAUGGACGCCAGCUGAGCUGGAAUUCGCUUUUAUAUCCCAGCUCUCGUUGUCGUUUCGGCCGCUCGUCGGCGACCCAUCCUCUCAGCCGCACCUCCGUAUGUGUCUGCUCCGGGGGCUCGCCGAGUGAGUUCAUCCGUGAGAGACAAAUGGCCACCGCUGCGCCCUCUGCUCCUCCUCCUGCCUCCGGCUCCGCUGCGGCCGCUCCCGAGACCUCCGGUCCCGGAGGAUCGAGCGGCUCGACCGCUGCCGACGGCGGCGGCAACCAGGACAGCACUUUCGAGUGUAACAUUUGUCUGGACACCGCCAAGGAUGCCGUGAUCAGUUUGUGUGGACACCUUUUCUGUUGGCCUUGUUUGCACCAGUGGUUGGAAACUCGGCCCAACAGACAAGUGUGUCCGGUGUGUAAAGCGGGCAUCAGCCGGGACAAAGUGACCCCCUUAUACGGGAGGGGAAGCACGAGUCAACAGGACCCCAGGGAAAAAACCCCGCCUCGACCCCAAGGACAAAGACCUGAGCCCGAGAACCGCGGCGGCUUCCAGGGCUUCGGCUUUGGGGAUGGUGGUUUCCAGAUGUCAUUUGGAAUCGGCGCCUUCCCGUUCGGUAUUUUUGCCACCGCUUUUAACAUCAACGAUGGGAGGCCUCCUCCAGCGGCCCCUGGGACACCGCAGCACACGGACGAGCAGUUUCUCUCCCAGCUCUUCCUGUUUGUCGCUUUGGCGAUGAUGUUUUGGCUGCUGAUUGCGUGAAAACCCGUUGAAGAGGGAACCGAUCGUUUUCACUCCAGGGUUAAAAAGAAGGUUUUUUUUGUUGGAUGCUUUACGAUGCUCAUUUUCAAAUACAGUUGACACCAGAUGCUUACAUGCUGAAUUAAAAGAAAAAAAAGCUGCAGGCUUUUCCUGUUUUGGGUCUGUUAGACCAAAUAUAUUUCCUUGCUAGUAGCCAGAAAAGUUGGUAAGAUUCAGACACACUUGUUGGGAGUUUUGGCCCAUUCCUCCUACCAUAACUGGUGUAGUCGGGUUUAUAGGCUGAAUCGCCCACACACACACAUAUUUUCUGAUGUUCAGAUGAAGAGUUUGCUGAUUUGUAUGGAGAAGCUGCGUCAAUAUUUUCACAUUGUGCUUUUUCCUCACGGUGCCAUCAAUUUUGGCCAAGUGCAUGAGGCCCCUCCCACAGCAAAACCAUCCUACCACAUGACGCCGCCACCCUUGUUCUUGGCUUUGCAAGCUUCCCUGUGUAUUUUUUUUUUUUAAAUAAUACAUCGUAAAUAUGUUACGAUGGUUAUUUUGGCCAAACUCUUGUUUCAUCAGACCACGGGACACGUCUUAACAGCUUACGGUCUUUAUAGCUUUGUCCAUUUGUAACCUGUAAUCUGGUGUUUCUGCUUUUACUUGGGAGUAAUGGCUUCUUCCUGUCGGAGUGGCCUUUCAGCCCAGGCAGAGGGCUCGUUUUACUGUGAAUGACGCUCUUACCAGCUCCAGUCAGCAUCUUCACAGGGUUUGGUGCUGAGGUAGAUUCACAUGUUUCACACCAGACUACCUCCAUCUCAGACACAGAGCUCUUCUCCUUCAUGAACUGGAUGGGGGCUGGAGAGUCCCAGGAUUUCCCACCAGGAACUUCUCAAUUAGUGGCAUUAAAAUACAUCCCGUGGGUAUGCCUCAAUUUAAGCCAUUUGUUUUUUUGUGAAUCAGCCUGAAAUUUACAAACUUAUGACAUCAUUCGGCUUUUGUAACUCUAAAUGUUCUGGUAUCUAGCAAAUUUUAAAUAAUUUUAUACAAUCCUAACCUAAAAAAGGAAAAGUUUGUCUGAAUUAAUGCCAUACUGUAAGGAAGAUUGCCUUUUCUUAUACAGUGUAAACAUCUGGUUUAAACUGUAUAUAAAUGUUGAGAUUAUUUUCUUUUUUUGAAAUGUUCCUAUGGCGUUUUAACAAACUCAUCUGUAUUUCUGAGCUAAUCUCCCUGUUAAAGGAGGAUCCUGUGAGGCUGAAUCUGUAAUCUAAACCUGCUAAUGGGACACGUCUGAGUGUCCUCUUUGCAAAACUAACGCAGGAAAAACUAACUGGGCUCCGAUCCAAACCCACUGUUACUCAGAAACCAGGAUGGUGGAACGCAGCGCACGAGUUACUGAGGUCAUGUAUAGAAAACUGGAAGUCUAAUGAUCUGUAUUAUUAAGCAGGAAUAAUUUAACACAAUUGUAAGAUAAGGGUGGUUAUUUAGUUGGGGGGGGGGGGGUUUGUCCUGGUUUCCAAAACACAAGUCUUAAUUUAGUGACCCAAAUCAGACGGGUUUUAUUCAAGCCUUAAAAAGAAAGUUGAGUGCUCGCCCCUUUUUCUAUUCUUUGGGUCGUUGCGUACUGGUUUGUACCCAGAUUGGUGACGUUUUGAGCACUUUCCUGAUUAUUUGUCUCUGUGAUUUAUCAGAAAGGCCCAACUACCAGAACUGCUAUCAUUACAAGUACAUAAUGGAUUGUUUGUUCUGCUUCUUAGCAGAUUAAAUCCCUUCUUUCAAACGUUUUUCUCCUGAUUUUCACUGUAAUUAAAUGUAAAAUAUUGUAGAUUACAAAGAUUAAAAUGAAACCUAUCUGAAAACGGGAUAACUUUUCUAAUUGUUCAUUUCCUGGACUGACAGUAAAGCUUUAUGAAGAA
Fundulus heteroclitus (mummichog) is the source of this 2885-nucleotide messenger RNA. RefSeq names its product ring finger protein 185 (gene rnf185). Gene Ontology annotation, biological process: ubiquitin-dependent protein catabolic process. Gene Ontology annotation, molecular function: ubiquitin-like protein conjugating enzyme binding; ubiquitin protein ligase activity; metal ion binding. The transcript is spliced from 6 exons. Bases 391 to 990 code for a protein of 199 amino acids. NCBI's taxonomy places the organism in Eukaryota, Metazoa, Chordata, Actinopteri, Cyprinodontiformes, Fundulidae. The record is from RefSeq and is a predicted model, not a curated record. Gene Ontology annotation, cellular component: endoplasmic reticulum.